AUGGAUAAUGUGGAAGUAUUGGAUGAAGAUUUCAUUAUAGACAACUCGGGGUCGAUAACUACGGUCUGUUUCUCUAAGAGGGUGCAUGAAAAGAUUGACCAAAGCAUAAAUAGGGUAUUGGUAGUUCGAUUACUUGACUGGCCGAUAGGAUACAAAGCUAUUUUGUCUAGGUUCUUGACCCUAUGGAAACCGGUUGGAGACGUGCAACUUGUGCAUCUUGACAAUAACUACUACAUUGCUAAGUUUUUGAAUAAUGCAGAUUAUACUAAAGCUUUUACCGAAGGACCAUGGACGAAAUAUGGCAGUUAUUUAACGGUCCAACCUUGGAGCCGUUCGUUUUUGACGUCGGAGAAACAUCCCUCUCAUACAAUUGUUUGGGUUCGAUUGCCAGGAUUGCCAUAUCGAUAUUAUUCCAAAGAUCUAUUCAUAAAGAUUGCAGAAGCGGUUGGAACCGUAGUGAAGGUGAACUAUAAUACUCAAGCUGGAGGGUUAGUCAAUAUCUGCUAUUCUUGUGGAAUUUAUGGCUAUACGAGGGAGAAUUGUGGUAAGUCGAAGGAUGCCACCGAGGGCGUGUUGAGUACAUAUAAUCUGGUGGAAAGAACCAUUUCUAGGCAAAUCUUUGAAUCACGAGGAGAAGACUUGUAUGUUCCUUGGAUGGUGGUAGAGAAAAUGAAGAGAAAGCCGAAAAUGGAUGAGAGAAGGAAUGCACGCACGGAAAAAUCUGUUGGAGGAAAGAAAAACUCGAUAUUUGUUGCGCUCGUUAAUGAAAAUCCUGAUGGGGAGCAAGAGAACAUUAAGGUAAUGGAGGGGGUCUGA
Hibiscus syriacus is the source of this 816-nucleotide messenger RNA. RefSeq lists its product as uncharacterized. NCBI's taxonomy places the organism in Eukaryota, Viridiplantae, Streptophyta, Magnoliopsida, Malvales, Malvaceae. The record is from RefSeq and is a predicted model, not a curated record. The coding region runs from base 1 to 816 and encodes 271 amino acids. The transcript is spliced from 2 exons.